Myripristis murdjan (pinecone soldierfish) is the source of this 4598-nucleotide messenger RNA. RefSeq names its product keratinocyte associated protein 3 (gene krtcap3). The transcript is spliced from 6 exons. Bases 135 to 824 code for a protein of 229 amino acids. The record is from RefSeq and is a predicted model, not a curated record. NCBI's taxonomy places the organism in Eukaryota, Metazoa, Chordata, Actinopteri, Holocentriformes, Holocentridae.
AGGAAGUGGAGAUCGACAGACGAAGGUGUUUUUGUCGCUGCUGCUCAGUAGAUUUCAGCUGUCGUUUCAUAAAACUCGGCACUGAAGUUUGGUGAUCCGGCUGUAGCGUUGUUACAAGGAAAGCUGCCCGAGAGAUGUGCACUUUUGAUCUAGAGCAAGGCCCAGGGAGGCUGAUGAAGAAGGGGCUUUCCCUCAUCCUGGUCGGCCAUAUCAACUUCAUCCUGGGAGCGAUCGUCCACGGCAACGUCCUGCGCCACAUUUCCAAACCCAACCAACACAUCACCACAGAAUACACCGCCGCCAAUAUCAUCUCUGUCACCUCUGGCCUGCUGAGUAUCGCCACUGGGAUUAUUGCCAUCGUGGUGUCAAGGAAUCUCUCUGUGUUGAAACUGCAAAUAGGCCUUCUAAUUGGCUCCUUCCUGAACGCCCUGCUGUCAGCGGCAUGCAGCUUUGGGCUCAUCUGGGCCAUUAGCCUCACCGUUGCCUACGAUGGGCGGGGCUUGAUGCAGGGAUGUAAUGAGUCCGUGGUGCCAAUCAACGCUCGGGCACCCGUCAAUGUCCAGUGUCCCUUUGACACGACACGGAUCUAUGAUACCACCUUGGCGCUAUGGAUCCCUUGUGCUGUGUUGGCGGCAGUAGAGGCCGGUCUGUCUGUCUGGUGCUUUAUAGUUGGAUUGACUCUUAGAGGACUGGGACCCUGCAGCAACAGCUACAUCAAAGAACAGUUGGAGGCAGAGGCUCUGACCAGUGGGAACACAGCAGACACUGAGUUUUCUACCCAGGGCCAAAGCCUGAUUGGACAGCGCUUCAAUCCUGAAGCCUGACUGGACGAAAGGCAGGAAGGCCCCCACUCUGCACAGGCUGCCAUAACUAAAUCCCAAUAGAAGCUGCACAGGUGUUCAAAUGAAUGGAUUCUGCCUUCCAGUUGGAUGGUUGUGAGUCAGUUUUAAGGAAAUUGUUUUAUUCCCAAUGAAUCAAAGAGUGGUGGCUCAUGCUUGAAACCGCAUCCCCUAAUAAGCCGCCUGGAUACCAAAUUAGUCUGUGGUUUAAUUUAUAAACCAGCCAGUUAGUUUUAAAUGUCAAGCUGCAAGCAGAAUACAUAUGGGUUAAAUGUAUAAAGCACAUCUCUCCUGGGUGAACUUUGCUGCCAGGGAGCUCCAGCUCUCUGGGCUACUGAUGCAACCCAUCAGUGGAAAAUUCAUUCAUAAUCACACAUCGUGCACUCGUACAGGCUGCAAAAGGUGUGUUCCCGAGUGUGACUGAAAUACAAAGCAGCCCGUUAUGCAGAUAUUGGGAUUUAGUGUGCCUGUGUGCAUGUGUAGGAAUGCAUAAAGGGGAUUUUGACUCAUAAUGAUACCAAAGAGUUCGGUAGCUGUGGAGAGAAUAGAUGAUGCUUUCAGUCACCUCAUCAUACAUCCCCGAGUCGAGUUUCACUUCAGAAGCACAGAAUGUACUGUGCCAAGCAUGCCUUUCCAUAUGAAGUAUCUAAGUUUGUGAAGGAUGUUGAGUUGCCAAUGAUAUUUUAGAUGAAGCGUAUAUGAAUUUACAUUUCAGUCAAAUAUAUUUUAUUAUGAUUUUUUUUUUUAGAAUUUUACUGUUUGUCUACCUGCCUAGUGCUGCAGGCCUUUAAGCCAAUCUGUGACAUCUUAGAUGCAUUAAACACGUCACACAAUAAUUAGCCACAAAUAAUCUUGUUUCAUGUGAGACCUUCUUGUACUUUGGCAAACUGGUAUAUUGUGGAGGUCAUAUGUUGUAAACACCACAUGACUUCUAGGUGCAUAUUGUCAUGAUUUACAUAUUUGGCUUCAAAUUAAAAAAAAAAAAAAUAAAUAAAAAAAAAAAAACAUACUUGCUAAAUUGCAUUACUUAAAUUGCAUUAAAUAUUUUUUGUCACUGGAUUAUUGCAGCAGCUGCAGACAGUAUCAUGUUCAGUGUCAGUUGUUCCACUGAGGCUCACCAUUGAAAGCAAAUCAAGUUCUCACUUUAUUGAAGACAACUCAGAUGCACCGACUGUACUUCAUACCAGGCAGUUUGAAAAACCAAAAUCUCACAAGUAAGCCUGUGAGUACAUGGCACAGAAGAGGAUUAGGGCAACACAAAAAUAAGGAAAUCCAGAAAUUCAGAAAUGUCAGAAUAAAGUCACAGUUCUGACUUUCAUCCUAAAAUUAUGUUUUAAAAAAUGUCAAAAUUCUGAGUUUAACACCAUUUUAAAAGAAAACAAUGGCUAAAUAUUUUUUUUUCUUUCUUUUUUCUAGCCAGGUCAUUCUGUGUGGCCAGCACUGUGCUAAAAUUAGUUUGACUUUUUUAAAUGUGCAUUUGAAAGAAAGCAUGGGGAACAAUUUAGCAAGCUAUGCUUCAGUUUAUAUAUUAUUUAUCCUAAAUUUAGAGGGAUUAAAUCAAGCACUUCUCUGAAAUAUUGGUAGCCUUUUUUUAAAUAGGAUUUUGUUGCUUUCAUGUAACACAGUUGCAGUGGCAAAAUGAGGUUGUCUAUUUGAAUCUGCUUCUGUGUAAGUAUACAUAUAUAUGCAUUUUGGUGCCUUAAUGUAUGCAUGCACAUGCAUUAAUUUUUGUGUGUUUAGCCACGCACACUGGUGUAAAUCCAUCACUGCUGUAAAUCCAAAUCUGUCCCCAGUGUUGGGUCCACUCACUGCCAGUUCAUGCAGUUAAAAUACUAAGUGAAACCGCUAUCUAAUACUGAUAUAUGAUGUUUUUCAGUUUUGAAAACUGCAAAGAAAAGCAACUUCCUGAUGUGGUUGGAUUGAAAGUUAUUGGAUCCCAUCCUGGCUGUGUGUGGUGUGCUUGUAACUGCAAGUGUAUUUGUGUAUGUUUCAAGUGUGAAUGUCAAGUGGGGUCAUGUUAAGCGGUUAAGGCAGUAUGUGGGCCAGCAGCUUCAGCUGGCACAGCACCCCCCACGACACAGCUCCAGAGAAGAUCACAGCAGAUCAGCCAUGAAACAGUUAAUCUAGUGCUCUGCUCAAUCGAGCGUAAGGGAAUCUUUGCACGCAAUACAAAUCCCCCGGCUUUCAGGGAUAAAUAUUUACAAAGACAGCUGACUGACACAGUCAUAACAAAUAUAUAUCCUUUAUCGUGUGGGGCCAUUUGAGUGGAUAUGAGAGAUGAGGUCAUGCUGUAGACUCAUGAACUCUACAUCUAACACCAGUAUGAUUAUGACAUGAGAGAAGAGACUUUUCUACAGUAGUAAUUUUUUACUUGUGUUAAUACAUUUUAGGCAAUAAGUAGCUAUUGUCAGCGAUCGAGGUGGUCUUGUGAAGUGUCAGGACAGGCACAAAUUACUGGAAUUCAAGCAAAGUCAUGCUAAAUUAUAUAUCAGUGAUGCUUAGUGAAAUUCAUGCCAUUUCCAUAGCUUUCUUCUCUCAUAUCAACCUCCCUCAUGUCUGUAGAGAGGAUUGUUUCUACAAAGCUGGUGUAUGUCAAUGUUGUGUACUAUCAUGGAUUUGAAGAGAUCAGACGAUCAGUGACGGGCCGCUCAUGAGGAUAGGCUGCCUAAACUAACAGCUGACCACCCAGCCUCAGUUUGCUUAGAAGUUCGACAUCAGUGAGAUACAAAACCAUUUUCUCUCCAGACAUUCUGCCUCUCAGACAUUAAGAAAACUUAACGUGACACGACAUGUUACGAUUUAUUAUCAGUUGGCUUGGUUGUGGGAGCCAGGAUCAGGAUGCAGCUCACUUGUAAAUCUGCCGUAUCAUAUCUUAAUCGUAAACACUUAAAAAAAUGAAUGACUGACUGAUUAAAAAAAAUGAAUCACAUGUUAAUGAAAGGAAUUCAGCCUUAUACAGCUGAUCACUGAUAAAACAUGAUUUUUUUCUGUGAAGAAAUUAUCUAAUUGGAUUGAACUGAGAAGGAAAUGGUACCCAGCUCCAUUUGAUGUAGGCCUCUAAUCAUGGUUGAAUCCCUUUAUCUGUUUUAUGUCACUGAAGUGUUAACAUCCUGAGCAAAACACGUGUAUGUGAUGAGUUAAGAUAGUAGAUGAAUGCAUUUGCACCACAUAUCUGCACUUGCAGGCCUGGGAGACGCUUAUCUCAUCGGAGUAGCAGGAUUUUUAUCUACAAUUUUAAGUUGUUGCAUUUUGUUUCCAAACAAAACUAGAUGAUUUUAUCACCAUGUACAAGAGCCUGAUUAGCCUCAAAAAGUGCAGGCAUCAUCAUGUCCAAGGUCCUCUUAAUCAGUUUCGUCUGAUUCUGACUGUGCUGUAAAGCCCUCUAAAGCCCAGGAGGGAAUAAUAUGCAUUUUGUAACACACUAAAUGUAAUGUAUUCUUUUAUAAUGUAACAAACAUGGAUCAGCUGUACAUUUCAUGAUUUGCUUCACUGUGUUUAGCAGUAUUUUCCACUCUGAUUUACUUGCAUAUCUUAAUGUAUUUUAUACCCUAAAAGUUGUGCUAAUUGCCUUUUAAUAAUUACAAAAUCCACUACAGAGCCAACUAGGACUGUACCAAGUUUCUUCCAAAAACGCAUUUCAGCGGCUCCAUUUAUAUUUCAAGAGUUUCUGACCCACUAACAUUGUUCAAAAUGUGAUAAUGAGUUUACCAUUGUCGCAAGCAUAAUUUUGCUUAAGAAUAAAGUUUUUUUUAUAAUGUU